Molecule: messenger RNA, 594 nt
Organism: Striga hermonthica
Lineage: Eukaryota; Viridiplantae; Streptophyta; Magnoliopsida; Lamiales; Orobanchaceae
Source: the annotation of a GenBank genome assembly
AUGCCCUUCUCCGAUCGAAAAUACAGGCGGAGCCAGAAGGCGGCCCCACUCCUCCCUAAGGAACAUAGCGGCGGCGGCGGCGGCGGCGGCGAGUUCGGGGGGGCAUCCUUCGCUGGCGCAGUGUUCAAUCUAUCCACCACCAUCGUCGGUGCCGGAAUAAUGGCCCUACCUGCGACCCUCAAGCAGCUUGGGGUGAUUCCGGGGCUCAUCACGAUCAUUUUGGGCGGGAUGCUGACGGAGAAAUCAAUAGAGAUGAUUCUCCGCUUCAGUAAGGCCGCAAAGACCAGUUCCUACUCCGGUUUGGCGGCGGACGCGUUCUCCGGCGCCGGCCGGAACCUUCUGCAGCUGGGUAUCGUGAUAAAUAACGUCGGCAUGCUUGUUGUUUACAUGAUUAUUAUAGGUGAUGUGCUGUCCGAAACAUGGUCACAAGGGGUGCACCACACUGGUGUGAUGGAAGAAUGGUUUGGUCUUCACUGGUGGACCACACGAUCUUCCAUAUUGCUCCUCACGACCGUCUUUGUUUUUGCGCCUUUGAUUUCGUUCAAGCGUGUUGGUGAGAAAAAUUCAUCAAACCCCCUUUUCUUGAGCUUGUGA